Hypanus sabinus (Atlantic stingray) is the source of this 4799-nucleotide messenger RNA. Its product is annotated as mucosa-associated lymphoid tissue lymphoma translocation protein 1-like. The transcript has 17 exons. Gene Ontology annotation, biological process: signal transduction; proteolysis. NCBI's taxonomy places the organism in Eukaryota, Metazoa, Chordata, Chondrichthyes, Myliobatiformes, Dasyatidae. Gene Ontology annotation, molecular function: protein binding; cysteine-type endopeptidase activity. The record is from RefSeq and is a predicted model, not a curated record. Bases 319 to 2901 code for a protein of 860 amino acids.
GAUGGCAGACAGAGAUGAAUGGGCUGGGGCUUUAAUACUGUUAAACACAGCAGCCAGACCGGAGUGGGAUAGAGGAUACAGUGCUUGAAUUAGAAUAACUUUUUGAGUUUUUUUUUUGAUAGCAGCAGUUUUAAGUUACCAGGUUUCCAGUAAGUGUUACACAUUGCUUUGUUUUCGCUUUGAAAGGUGUACGAUCGCGGCCAGCCUUUGAAGGGUGACUGGGGGUGUUGUGUUUACCAGGUGGUGCCGUCUCCCUCCUGAGUGGGCGAGAGGCAGCCCCGAGGGUAGAGGCGGGCUCCUUUCCGCUGACUCGCUGCGAUGGCAGAGUCGGUACCGGUGACGGCGUCAAACCUCAACAGCGUUAAGGAGAACACGCUGAGGAAGAUCAGCGACCUGUUGGACAAGACCGACAGUCGCGGCUGGAGGAAGCUGGCGGAAGUCGUGGGAGCUGACAGGCGUUUCAGGCUCAGUUCCGACGACCUAGACAAAUGUUCACUGAAAACGCUGGAAGCAGAUGGAAGCCCCAGCCGAAGUUUACUCCACCUGAUGGGAAGCAGGGGUGUGACCGUGAGAGACCUCUUGGAUUUCCUUCAAGCUAUGGGGCACACUGAGGCUUUCCAGCUUCUGAGAGCUUCAGCAUCAUUGAAGAUUGUCGUGCAGCCAGUUUCCCAGGCAGUGCUGGCUGGCCAGGCAGUGAGAUUGUAUUGCGAAGCAACAGGACAUCCUAAUGUUGAAUACCAGUGGUUCAGAAAGAGUGCGGAGGUUCCAAAUGGUAACUCCCCAGAACUUGUGAUCAAUCCAGUCAGUAUAACUGAUACAGGAUGGUACAUCUGCAGAGUGAACAGUGGCUGCUUUUUCGAAUUCAGCCUCUGGGCCCAACUGGAGGUUUAUAACUUCAGUGCUGCUUGCGGAAGAAGAUUUUUUUCCAAUGAGGCCAGGCUCCAGAUAAUAAAUCAGCCACAAACCCAGAGACUGAUGGUCGGGGACACACUGAUAUUGGAAUGUACUGCAAUUGGCAUCCCAAUGCCACGAUAUCAGUGGCUGAGAAAUGGCAUACCAGUCACCAAUGGCUCUGAAAGGCAUUACAAGAUAAAUAAAAUAAAUAUGGACAACCAGGGACUGUACCGUUGUCGUGUGUUCAACGACAGGGCAGAACUCUGGAGUUUGGAAGCAGAAGUUAUUAUAGUGCCCAGACACAGUGCAGCGAUUGCGGUGGAAUGUGAUGAAGAUGAAUUGACGUUUUCUGAAGAGAGAAAUAACCCUGGUGAGGCUGGGCAGCUGGACUUAGAAACUAACCGAAGACAUUAUGCUACAGACAAGGUGGCUCUUCUGAUUGGCAAUAUGUCCUAUCACAACCAUCCUAAGCUGAAGGCACCGAUGGUGGAUGUAUAUGAACUGACCAAUUUGCUACGACAGCUCGAUUUUAAAGUUGUAUCUCUGUUGGACCUCACUGAAUCAGAGAUGCGCAACGCCGUGUAUGAAUUCCUGCUCUUGCUGGACAAGGGAGUGUAUGGGCUGUUGUACUAUGCUGGACAUGGAUACGAAAACUACGGAAACAGUUUUAUGGUGCCAAUUAAUGCACCAAAUCCCUACAGGUCAGCAAACUGCUUAUGCGUGCAGAGUAUCUUAAAGCUAAUGCAAGAGAAGGAGACGGGAUUGAAUGUAUUUCUACUGGACAUGUGCAGGAAAAGGAACGUCCAUGAUGAUACGAUCCCAAAUAUGGAAGCCUUGCGAGUGACAGCCAAUAUUGUGUUUGGUUAUGCAACGUGCCAGGGAGCAGAAGCCUUUGAAAUUCAACAUUUUGGAUUAGCAAAUGGUAUUUUUAUGAAAUUCCUGAAGGAACGUCUGUUGGAGGAUGAAAAGGUCACGGUGAUGCUUGACAAAGUUGCAGAAGAUAUGGGAAAAUGCGAUCUCACUAAAGGAAAGCAAGCUCUGGAAAUCCGCAGCAGCCUGUGUGAGAAGCGAGCCUUGACAGACCCCAUCCAAUCUUCUGGCUGCUCUGUAGAAUCACUGGCUCGGAACCUGCAGUGGGCCAAGGCUCAUGAAUUGCCAGAAAGUAUGUGGCUUGAGUUUGAAUGUGGGGUCCAAAUUCAGCUUGGAUUUGCUGCUGAGUUCUCCAACGUGAUGAUCAUUUACACGCGGAUUGUGAAGAAGCCAAAGGACAUUAUGAAGUGUGAAGCUUACGUCACAGAUUUCCCGCCGGACCUGGACAUAGAUCCCAAGAAGACUAACAAAGGAACACCAGAAGAAACAGGCAGCUACCUACUCUCUAAGGAUUUACCAGAGCAGUGUCUAUACACCAGACUGAGUGCCCUGCAGAAACUAAAGGAGCGGCUGGUGUUCACAGUGUGCCUUCGCUACCAGUACCAGGGACUGGAUGAGCCUGUGGAAGAAGCCAAGGAGGUGGAUGUGGGGAAGCCCCUCAUCGCCAAGCUGGACAUCCACCGUGUGGUCAGGAGGAAUAGCUGUUUCGUGACCUGUCCCAUGCCUCACAGCCCAUCGCACAGCCCAUCGCACAGCCCGGCACACAGUCCAGUCCGAAGCCCGGCUUGUUGCUCGGAAUUGGAUCAUUACCACCACCACAGCCAGCGUUUCCAAAAUAACUCUCACCUCGGGGUUUACAACCCGAAUCCAGCCAUGAUGGGUGCCGUGGGAUGCACUGCCCUUUCCAGUAGCUGUACAUAUGCCUCCUAUGCUUACAUGACAGGAGGGGGUCAGUGUUGCGGUAGCCAUGUAAGAGAAAUCAACGUCCCUGUCGAGAAUGAUAUCAAUGAUUUGCCUUCUGAAUUCUCCAGCUAUCUUCAGUUCACUGAUUUGAAAUGCACAAAUUCUUCUGAAUACCCUGUAGAGGAUUUAACAAGCGUCCAAGGUUGGAUCCCUACUAGGAGAAAAAAGAUGUAGAAUAUGUACGUCAAGGUUCAAAGUAAAUUUAUUAUAGAGUUCAAAGUAAAUAUGUUAUCGAAGUCACCCUGACUACCCUGAGAUUCAUUUUCUUGCAGGCCUUUACGGGAAAAUAAAGAAAUAUAAAUAGAACUUAUCAAGUUCACAUUCUAGCUCAAAUUUAUUGCCAUUCAACCACAUACAUGUAUACUGCCAAGCAGAACAACAUUCCUCCAGACCUGGCUGCACAACACGGCACAUCGAACUCACACACAGCACAGAAAGUAACGUUACCAAAUAAUAAAACAUAUUCCAGAAGACUGAUAUUCAAAAUAAUGUUCAUUUACAACACAAGUUAAAAAAGUAAACAGUAUAACGCUACCAGCACUUCAUACGUGAUGAGACCUGUGGGGGGGUGGUGGCUGGGAGUUCAGUAGUCUCACAGCCUGGGGGAGAAGGGUGUCACCCAACCCAACAGUCCUUGUUCUGAUCCUGCCUGAUGGUAGGGGGUCAAAGAGAUUAAGGGAUGAAUAGGUGGGAUCCUUGACAAUGCAAAGGGCCCUGCGUACGCAGUGCUCCUAAUAAAUAUCUCAGAUAGGUGGGAGGGAGACCCCCAACGAUCCUCUCAGCAGUCCUCGCAAUCCUUUAUAGGGUUUUGCUUUUGGAUGUCUUGCAAAUCCCAUACUAGACAAUGAUGCAGCUGGUCCAGACCCUCUCUAUGAUGCUUCUGUAAAAAUUGGUUGGAAUGGGGCAGUGUGGGGUGCGGAGGAGCCUCGCUCGCCUAUACGUACAACCAAUAUGCAAAAAUUGACCAAUUAUGCAAAUAACUUUAAAGAUCUGAGAACAUGAGCUACAGAAUUCCUGAAAGGUUGUGGAAUCAGUUCAAAGUCGAGAUGAGUGGAGUUAUUCACAUCAGUUCAGGAUCCUGAUGCUGAAGUCAAUAGAGAAUUCCCAGCAGAUACAUUCCACUAGCAUUGGCUACCUAGAAGGGCAAGCACCUGAAGUUGCCUGAAUCACAAAGGAGAGCUUUGGAAAGACAAAGAAAAUAAUGCAACAGGCUUGUAAUGAUUGAAACAGACUGGAUCACUGAAUCACGCAACCGCAUCAAAAUGUAGGUUUUGUACAUGUUUAAUAAAUAGCAUUAAAUUGUUUCCUUCAUUUUAAAUCAUACUUCUUAAAAUUUUCACAGAAUAUUUUGCAAUUUUUUAUUCUUAUGCUUUUCCAUUUCCAACCUCACUUAUUCUUGUGACCAAUUAAAGUGAAGUAACUUGGUUGCAUAGCGGUCAGCACAAUGCCACUAGAGCUCGGUGCUUUCUGGAGUUUAAUGUUCAAUUCUGGCACCGCCUGUAAGGAGUUUAUACAUUCCCCAUGUGUUCAUGUGUAUUUCCUCUGGGUGCUCUGGUUUCCUCUCACUGUCCAACGACGUACUGGUUAGUAGGUUAAUUGGUCACUGUAAAUUGUCCUGUGAUUUACUCGUUUGUUAUGUGCUGUGAGGUAUGACAUAAGUGAUGAUGGUCUUUCCAUGACCAAAAUUGUUCUUGGCAAAUUUUUCUGCAGGGGAAGCUUGCCAUUGCCUUCUUCUGGGCAGUGUCUUUAUAAUAGUGACCCUAAAUAUUAUCCAUACUCGUCAGAGAUCGUCUGCCUGGCGUCAGUGGUCACAUAACCAGGACUUGUGAUGUGUACCAGCGGCUCCCAUGAGUUUACGUGACCCUGAUCAGGGGCACUAAGCAUGUGCUACACCUCGCCCAAGGGUAACUUCCAGGCUUGCGGAGGGAAAGAGCGCCUUACACCUCCUUCGGUAGAGAUGUAUCUCUACCCCUGUGAUUAGGCUAGUGUUGAAAGGGUAGUUUGUUGGUCAGUGUGGCCCAUUGGGCCGGAAGGGCCUUUUAAACACUGUAUCUCUAAAUAUAAAUAAAUAA